This is a messenger RNA of Parnassius apollo (apollo), 726 nucleotides long. The record is from the annotation of a GenBank genome assembly. NCBI's taxonomy places the organism in Eukaryota, Metazoa, Arthropoda, Insecta, Lepidoptera, Papilionidae.
AUGGCUCUCACUGUACAGGUUAUCUUUGUGGGUCUAUGCUUGGCAACUAUCGGCGAAGGUAAUGCUGACUCAUUUGCACCGUCUCCUGCUGCUAUCACGUGCUGUAUGGCAUUGCCACCAACGCCGACAAGCCCAUGUUACGUCACCACUACUGCGGCCCCGAUAGCUUGCCCAUUCAUGACAACAACAACUGUGACUCCAACAACAAUGACCACCACUACUACUACCGAGCAACCCGCAAAAAGUACGACUACAAAAAUACCAAAUUCGACAAGUAUUAACGCAAGGCAACCAGACGUCAACGCAUCAUCAACAACAACAACAGAAGCACCAUCAACAGCGGAGGUGCCGUUAAGACCAAAUUUUGUUGUCGUACCAAAUCAUCCUAACCAUAUGCCAGUAAUCUCAUCACCAAUGAACUACCCAAUAGCUGUAGGCGUUCAAGGAUUUAAGGAAGGAGAAAAUCCUUCAAACAUGUUUGUAGUGCCUCCAUACCCUACUUUUAAUGGUCCUCAGCGCUUCGUGCCUGUUGUUAUGAACCCAAGUACGGGUCAAGUGUAUUACGUAGUACCCAACCCAAAUAAAGGUGGAAAUUCGUACUCGCAAAUCCUAAAUGUUUAUACACAAGACAAAAACACGGGUGGCUAUUAUUGGAUGCCUGCUGCAGCGUUGCCAGAAGCAAACAAUAAUGCGACCACUGCAAAAACAUCUAUUGACAAGAACUAG